Messenger RNA from Somion occarium, 3200 nucleotides. Lineage: Eukaryota; Fungi; Basidiomycota; Agaricomycetes; Polyporales; Cerrenaceae. The record is from the annotation of a GenBank genome assembly.
CUCGAUCUCAAGCUCUUCUCGUCCUCUCCGCGAUCUCGAAACUUACUGACAAUUACUUGUUCGUAUCUACUAUUUGUGUAUACUGAAGGCAUAUACAGACUCGACCUUGAGGCCUCUCAACCAUGUCUUUCCCGUCUUUUGUUGAUCCAAACACCAGUGGUGUUCAAAGGCAUCCUCCCUCCUCGCCACUUCAAUCGCGUACGGGAAAUAUCAUCGGUGCAUCUGCGCCGUUUCGAGCACCAGCACACAAACACGCACAUCAUUUACACUCAAUACCUCCUCGGGAGAAAUCGACUCGGACCCUGAUCAUUGACCACUUGCUCUGGGUACAUGCGCGCACCAGGUUUGCGCAAGCUCGUGCUGAACUCGGCAUGACAGACCGCACCGGUGGUCCUCCAUCCAACAACUUUGCUCACAGAGAGCGCCCGGAGAACUACGAAGAGGAUGAAGAGGUAUACAGCGAUGGAGAGGAUAUCACAACGCUCGUCGCACGCGCGGGGGGACCUGGACAUACUCAUGCAGAAGACGAGGACGAGAGGUUGGACAUGCAGGAUCUACCGCUCGCACGAAAUCUCAGACAGCGUGCAGAAAGUGUAGAGAAAGUGAUUGUAGCCAUGUUGGACCAACCGCCAGAAGUCCCUCCUCUGCACCCAGACGAUCUGCUUGAGCCCAAUACCUCACCACAGCUUCAGCCGACAUCAGUUCCUCAGCAUCAACAUAUUCUUCCUAAUGGUGUCCGUCUUCGUCUCGCCCUAGGGACCGUCAUUAACGACUUAUUUGCGCGCAGAGCACCUAAACCGCCUCAGCGAGCCUAUCAGGGGAAUAAGACGGGCCCUUCUCCUUCCCUUCCUUCUGCUCUUAUACCUCUCUCCACAGUCUCUCUGUCUGGUAGUGGCUCUCCCACACCACAUCAACGACCAAUACCGAGUGAUUACAUUCGAUCUUUGUACGCUAUAGGUGCAGAUCCGGAUGCUCAGAACUCUCCGCCUUCGCUUCGCUGCCCCAGACACCUUCACAUGGGCUGCGAAAUUUGUGUCGAAGCGAAGGUUCCGCCACGUCUUACGCCCAAGGCUCGCAGCUCCUCUUCCCGACCUGGCUCCACACCAACCGGUAGCCCUAGAGAUAGUCACACCAUACCCAGCGGAAGCAACGUCUUCGGACUCGGCGGAGGUGUUACAGGAUGGCAGGAAGGUAGUGGAAUUGGCAGUGGGUUGGCGAGACCUGGCCAGAGGGGUACUGUUUUGCGAAGAUCGUCGGACGCAUACAGGCAAACUACAGUCAAUAAUGGGGAAGGCAGUCGCUCGUCAAACCAAGAAUCCACAAAUGCUGCUAUGUUGAACACGAAACUGGCAGAGUUCAUUAUCAGAUUUUUGCGGCUUAGCGCUCUAGUUGCUUCCGAGCUUGGUCGGGAAGCUGCAGAGGAUCGACUCUCUCUAGAUGGCGGACGAGAGUAUGACCCUUCGAGCUCCUCCGGUCAAACCAGACCACCUUCAUCUCCACAAAUGCCGUUCAGACAACCUCCACAACGACAUGUAUCCGACAUCAAUGUGUAUGGACAUGCCCUUCGACCAUCGCGAGAGUGGUAUUUCCUGCUUGCCGGUCUAUUGACAAGAACGGUCCUUGAGGGAUUUAUAACUGGUGGAUGGCUCGGAGUGGAACCUCUAGAGGUCCUUCUCACUGUAGGUUUAGGGAUCACUCCCCGGUCGACACCUGAACCCUCCGCAACUGGUUCAAGUGCCGCUUCAGGGUCGAUUCCAAAGUCUAGACUGGACGAAUUUGCCGAGUUCGACCCAGAUGAUCUACCAGACUUGGAAGAGUCUGUUAGAAUGUUAUUCCCUUCAUUACGAGACCCAGGGUAUAACAAGGGCGGGAUGUUGCCAAGGAGGGAAGGUCCAGAGGCAGAAUACGAGAUUGAAAUGACUCAACGCCUUGCAAGGUUCUAUGAUGUACCGCAAUCGACACCAGACGUCGCAACCCACAUGGAAGACUUGGCCUGGCAAUUUCCUGCCGAAGCAGUUGAACGUGCUUCAUGCCGUUUUUGCGAAGCAGUGGCUCGCUGGCGGGGCAAACCUGAAUUAGAAACUUACAAGAAAGCAUCGUGGAUAACCCUAAACCAGGGCAAUCGAAGUUCAGGAAGCAAUGCUCCAAUGUCGAUUGACUCACUGCUGCAUUCAAACCCGACGAGUCCGACGGUCAUGCAUGCAACCCCCGUAUCGAGCAGAUCGCAAGCCCUGGCUCAGUCACGAAGACCAUCUAUCGAGAAGUAUUUCAUUAUGCCGGAGUCGUUGAUAAUUGGCAAAAGACGGAGAAGAUCAGAUCUGGGAUCUAGACCAAUGUGAUGAUAACGAAUAAAUAUAAUGUUGUACAGUAUCGAUAUUCGUGAGUCCCCUAUGCCAGCCGUACCCCUACAUACUGAUAAAAACGUGGAACAAACCGACAGUAUUUCAUGUGCUAGUAGAGCGGUAUCUGUUGUAUAUAGCAAGCGAGUCGCCUUCGGAGAAUCCUACCUCUAAUUUCGGUGCAACCAACUGCGGCGCACGUUCCGUCGAUUGUAUAACCGAUGGCUCGUCCGUGACAUCAUGCCCAGCACCGCCGGUGCAACCGAACCAACUACGAGACACGUCAACGAGUAUGGAAUACCAGUGGGGGUGGUAGAACGUACCUGCUGAGCUUGCCGGGCUUCUUGCGUUUCGACGUACUGAGCUGCAUACUCGAUGCUCGAGGACGUCUUCGACCGUUGGGCUGUUCUUCUCGCGCGUCCAGGGACGCGUGUUUGCUAUGACCUCCUUUUGCGUCCUCUUCACCCUGCUCCCUGUUGCUAGAUCCUGAAGCCAGCUGCUCCUCCCUCAAGUCUACGUGCGCUUUGAUGUCUGCAAGUUGCUGGCUUGUUGCUUUCUUGAUGUUCAUGCGCACGUCCGCCAGUUCUUUCUUGGUCAAAUCGCCAGGCACUUCCUUGCGUUUUGAGGAGUGCUUGCGAUCGAGUAUUUGAGGGGUGGGUGGGAGUCUUUUCUCGUCGAUCUGAACUCGUGACGCCCUCGACGCUGUCCUGCUUCCCAACUUCGGCGAUUGCGCUACUAUCUUGUGCAGCUGAUCCGCUUCUCGACGUUUUUCUUCAGCGUAAACCUGUGAUGCGUUCUGUCGGCUCUUCUCCAAUUGCUGUAUUCUUUCUUUGACCAAUUCUGUGUCGCUUUUGAGCUCUC